Messenger RNA from Phyllostomus discolor (pale spear-nosed bat), 3666 nucleotides. RefSeq names its product nascent polypeptide-associated complex subunit alpha, muscle-specific form-like. The coding region runs from base 1 to 3666 and encodes 1221 amino acids. The transcript has a single exon. NCBI's taxonomy places the organism in Eukaryota, Metazoa, Chordata, Mammalia, Chiroptera, Phyllostomidae. The record is from RefSeq and is a predicted model, not a curated record.
AUGGAGGUCACCAAGAAGGCGGGGGACCCUGAGCCAUUGAGCCCCUGGGACUACCCCUCAGACAGAAGCCAGCGGCUGGGGAGUAGCCUCAGAGGGUCCCAGGGACUACGGGCAAACUCAGGGUCCACAUACCUGAGGCCGGGGUUGUCACUGCCCACUGAGGCCGUCCCUGAGGGGGCCUACGGCCAGGCCUUCCAGAUCCAUGUCCCUGAGUCCAUCUACCACCUACUCCUGGACCCUGCUGAGGUUGGUGCACAGGCUGGCUACGAGCAGGCCUCCCCCGAUGCCACGAAGGCCUCCUCCACUAGCCUGUUGCCAAGCCCCAUCGUGGGAGCCCAGUUGCAUCUCAUCAUGGAGGAUGGGACCCUGGCCCUACCCUUGAACAUGCACAGUGACAGCACCAGUGACGUGGUCCAGCAUGGACUCGGCUGCCCCUGGUUUCAGGUGCAGGGCUCGAGGGAGGGCAAGGCUCCAGCUAAAGUCCUGGUGGGCUGGGGCAAAGGGCCCUGCAGCGCCGACCAGAGAGCUCCCUUGGGUGUUAGGACGAGCCAGUGGCUCCCCUCUUUCCUUCCAGGGGAGGAUGGCUCAGCUCUAGCCCCGGGUCCCCUUCUGGCUGCAGCCCAAGAUCAGGACCAGGGCGAGUGCCGGUGCCUGGCUCACACCCCUCCGCCUUCACCUCUGGCAAAUGCCCCAGCUCUGGGGACACCCCCAAAGCCAGCAGCAGUCGAGCCUUACACCUUCAACCCCGACCGCCUGACUGGUAGCACCGCCGUCGCCAAGGGCUUGUCCCGAGACCCCCUGCUCAGGAAGCGUGGCAACCAACUGUCAGUCCUCUUGGAGCCUUCCGGCGUGGCCACGUCUUGCCAGGACAGAGUGAAUUUCAGUUCUCAGGGGAAGCAUCCCACCCCGGGACCCACUCAGAAAGAGCCCCCCGGCCAUGCCCACGAGCUCCAGGUUGCCGGAAGGCAGGUGUUACUCCAGCAGCCUGAGAAGCCGCUGGUCUAUACCUCCAGGCCAGACAGCUCAACAUCGGUCUCAGGAAGGCUGGGCAUCCCCAAGUUCUGCUGGAGGAGCAGCCAGCAGACCAGCGGCCCCCAGGCAGCCAGGCAGCCCCUCGCAGUUGGCAACACCACCUGCUUCAGUGUGCCCCUCUAUGCCUGCCAAGCCACCUGCCACGAGCCGUCCCCAGUCCCGCCUCCGGAAGAAGCCGUGCAGAUUGCCCCCUCCACUGCUCCUGCCUGCCAGCUCUGGGACGCCCUGGAAGACCGUGUGCUGGUGUUUGAUGUGGCCACGGGCGACACCAGGAUAGGACAGCUGUGCCAUGACCCCAUGGGCUCACGAGCAGUGCUGGUGGGCCUCACGCCCAGACACUCAGCCGUUUAUGCCCCUGAAAAUACGCCGUCCCCCUGGCCAGCGGCCCUGCCCGUCGCCUCCCCUGACAGCAACCACCCCGGCUUCUGGCCCGUCUCGUCGGUGCUGUCUAGCCCCGUGCCCUCCAGCAUCUCUCCUGGCAGCUACCGAGAGGUGGCCCUGGUCCCCAAGGAGGCCAGGCUCCACCUGCACACCCCUGGGACUGAGACACCCGUCAGGGUGGGGAUGCUCACUGGGCCCGUGCAGUUGGGGACGCCCCUCCAAUUUGGUGCGAGGACGUUGAACCAGGUCCAUGGUCUUGGCUACUCCGAACCUAACGCUGAAAAAACUGAAUCCAGUCACACCAUCUGGAUGCUGGAUGCUGCCGGGACGCAGGACGCAUCCGUGGCCCAGGCCAGGAACCUGCAGCGGGUGGACGCAGGGCCAGCCCCGGAGCCUGCUCCUUCAGCUGCACCGCAGGAGGCACCCCGGUCCCUGCUCCUGGAGGACAGGGGCGCACACGGCUGGAAAGAGGUCCACGCUGCUCACCCCAACAGACCCCAGGCUGAAGGCGCUAGGCAGGACCCGCGCGGUGGUUGGCCCCCACCAGCUGAGCAGCGUCCCCUCUCUGGACAGCCCCCUCCAAUGAGCCCGCCUGCCUCUGCUGAGCAGCCCCCCUCGACCAAGCAUCCCCCUCUUCCUGACCGUCCCCCUCUCACUGGGACCACCCUUCCCAGGCAGCCUCCCUUUCCCCAGGAACUCCCCAUCUCCACAGAGCCCGACCUCUCAGGAGGCCCCCCGACCCGCAGGGAGGCUGGCCAGGCUUCCGUGCUGUACCAGGAGCGGGAGGCCUUGGGUCUGCCCACCCACGAGGGGGUGCUUCGGGUGCCCCCGGCCCCUGAAAAGACCCACAGUGUCUACGUGAGCAGAGAAAAGGCCGGCAUCGGUGCCGCUCCAAGCUCCGGCACACAGCGGCACUCGCCCUGGCCGCCGGGCGGCUCUCUCGGCGCCCCGGAGGGGCAGCUCUCCCUGACCACGCCCACCACACCCGGCCCUGGCUGUAGGGUCUUGCCCAUGGCCACGGGGGGCACUGAACCCCAGGGUCCCCAGCUCAAGCUGGCGGCUGAGGACACUACGGACUCUGCAGCGGUCACAAAACCCGGCCCGCUCCGUGGGGCCUACUCCGAGCCGGCGUCCCCCACAGACUCUCUGCCGGUACGGUCCCCAGCUCCCUGCUGCCACUCCCCGGGUCCUUAUCAGGACCUGGCAGCUGUAGUGAUCGACACAGGAACAGGCUUCACCAAGUAUGGACUGACCGGAGAGGACCAUGUCCUCAGCGUGGUGCCCUCGUGCGUGCAGGCGCUGCAGCCGCCCGACCAGCACCAGCCCGGGUGCACGCUGCCCAAGGACGGAGAGGGCCCCCGCACGGUGCUGAACCGCGGGGUGGUCUCCGACUGGGACGCGCUGGAGGCGCUGUGGCAGCACCUGUUCUUCUGCAGGCUGGGCGUGCAGCCCGAGGAGCUGGCCGUCCUCGUAGCCGACUCGCCCAUCUCGCCGCGCACCAACCGCGAGAAGGUGGCCGAAAUUCUCUUCGAGCAUUUCCACGUGCCCGCCAUGCAGACGGCGCACCAGGCCCUGCUGGCGCUCUAUGCUUGCGGGCGCACCACUGGGCUGGUGCUGGGCAGUGGGCACGGCACCUCCUACGUGGCGCCCAUCCUCACGGGCGAUCUGGCCCCGCUUGACACAUACCGCCUGGAUGUGGCCGGUGUGGACCUCACUGAAUACCUGGAUCAGCUAUUGCGGGCUGGCGGCCACCCGCCACCCGAGAAAGGGCUGGUCAACCAGCUUAAAGAGGCCUGCUGCUACGUGGCGUUGGAUGUGAAAGCCGAGAUGGCCCGCACCCAGGCCCAGGCCCGGAUGGACUUCACGCUUCCGGACAAGCAGGUCUUCACGCUGGGCUCCGAGCGCUUCUGCUGCCCGGAGGCCCUCUUCCAGCCCGAUCUGCUGGGCCUCAACCAGCCGGGCCUCCCACAGCUAGCCCUCCUAAGCAUCAGCCGGCUGGAGGCCAAGCAGCAGGAGCAGCUGCUGGCCAACGUGGUGCUGGAGGGCGGCAGCACCAUGCUGGCUGGCUUUCCUGAGCGCCUGAGAAAGGACCUGGGUCCUCGGGCAACCGUGCUGAGCUCUCCCCACCGCGCAGUUGCCGCCUGGCUCGGGGGCUCCAUCAUGGCAUCCCGGGACUCCUUCCAGAGCCUGUGGCUCAGCCGCCGUGAGUACGAGGAGGAGGGCCCAUGGGCCAUCUACAAGUACCACCUGUGA